AUGCCACAACGGCCCUCUUGGGCUGACGCAGAGGACGUUGCUGAUGAAGAGCUCCAGCGUGAGGCGAGGAUGCCGCGGAGCUCUGGAUCUGCCGAGGGUUCUGCUGACGCAGACAAGCAGCGUCAGGUACGAGAAGGCUUGAGGCGAUUCUUUAGCGUGUACCUGGAGGUUGAGUCAUUCUUGAAGUCGCCCGGGAUUGCUGGGUCGUUCUUGAGAUCAUGGCAGUCGCUGUGCGACCUGGAAGCGUCCACCGCCGCCGCGCGAGUCACACACGCGCUGUUGAGACAGCGACGAUGCCUGCCGUCAAGGCAGGGGGGAGGAUGGGAGAAGCCGCUGAGCUGGCCGCUCGUGACUGGCCUGGCUGCGCUCAGCGUGCACGAUCUGCCACGCCCGCUCUGCUUGUACGACAUCUCCAGUGGCAUAUGCCUUGCGUACAGCCAGGGAAGGUGGAAUCGAUGGGAUCAGUGUCCACAAUGCGUGUUCGACAUCAUCUUUUGGAACUCUUGGACGGGCAGGCAUUUCCACUGCAGCUUAGCUUUGCAGCCAGGCAGCCCGGAUGAUGGCUUGGAAAUGCUGUUGUGUUUUCCGCGACUUGCCUAUGGCAGCCCAUGUGAGGUGUUCUUCGAGUGCCUCGACAUAACGCGGUUGGAUGCAAAUGCAAUUCUGCGAUCUUCCGGAUGUGUAGAAGGUGCCUGCAUUGCCCCAUCCCUGCUGCCUGGUUGCACGCCUGAUUCCAGUGGCAUGCUGCAAGUUUGCUGCUGCGUGGGUCUGGUGCCAGCGGCCGGCCUGGUAUUCUUGUGUUCGAGCGGGCAUUUCAUGCGCGUGAGCACGCAGGCGACUCUGCAGUGCAUUGGUGCAGCAGAUGCGAAAGACUUCAUGCUGGCCGGAGCUUACCUUAUCGACGUGCAGCUGGCAGAAGAAUGGAUGUGCCGAGCGGUAAUCAGAGCCGGGCGAGACAGCAUGGAUUGGUCGGCAGCCGCCAAGAUUCUGUCGGGAGCAUGCUGUCGCAGAUGCCCACUGGUGCCAACUCAUCGCCGCAUCGUUGGUGGCGGCACGUCGCAGGAGGACCAGCAGCCGAAACCGCGGGUGGGUGCGCGUGUGCUUGUGCUGAAGAAGCGUUGGCUCCAGCUCAUACUCUCGGGCGAAAAGACUGUGGAGAUACGUGCGCAAAGUGCUCAGCAAGGGCACACCUGGCUGGCAACUGGCGCCACGAUCUACGCGGGGGCACGCAUCUGCUGCGCGAAGCGCAUCUCGCUCGCAGAGUUUCAGCAAAUGUCCGAAGAGCAUCGGCUCCCAUGUCAAUCCUUGCCGUACAAGAAGACGUAUGCGCUUUCCCUCGACACAGCACGCGAGCUACCAGCGCCAGUGGGGUUUCACAAGCUGUGGGGAGCGAUCGGCUGGUCCAAGGUUCGAUACAGCAGAGCAGAGCUUCCGACCAACGCCGCGAGACUAGAGGGCCGUGCAGACAAGGACAUCAUGCUGGAGUGGCGGACGUCUACCGCCGUAUGCCAAAGCCAAGACAAUGAGCAAGAAUCGGCGCUCGAAUUCGCGCAGAACCUGCUGCAAGGCCUCGAUGAGGACGGCACAGCGCCCUUCGCUGCGGAAGUGCGGACGAGCAAGCAGCACGCGUGUCAGGUGGCCACGUGCGAGGCAUUGCACGUGCCAUGCGAGAAGAACACGCUGGAGAAGUGGCACAUUUUCCAUCUGCCGAAUCCGAGCGCAGAGGCGAAGACAGUCCAGGAACUUGCUUCAGACACAUGGCAACAGCAUCAAGAGGGGCGCAUCGGGUGUGACUCAUGCAACACUCACCACGACGUGUUUGAGGAAACAAAGAUUGACGCCGCCAGCGAGGCUGUGAUUUUCGGUUUCCCUCGUGGCGCUGCCGUCAGAGCGGGGCGACAGAUCCGCAACCAUCACCCAGUGGUGUGCGAAGAAUCAAUUGCUGUCGCGGACAAGACGUUUCACCUCAGGGCCUUGGUGGAGCACCUGCCGGCAAGCAGGAGCAACGUCUCCUGGCUGCGGCAGGCCGACAGCUGGCUGAGGUGCGACGACGCUCUGGUAGACUCACGUGCACAUCUGGCAGAUACGGUCGCCACCAACGUUGUGAUGGCCUUCUAUAGCACACAGAUGGUGGAGGAGGACAUAGUAACCGCAGACGGCAGCCCAAGACGCGGGCGAGAAAGCCAGAGGCGGGCCAAAGCGGCCGAAGCACACAGGAGCACGCCCAGCACGGAAGCGCAGGAAGCGCCUCCACAGCCGGAGGGCCUGCUGCCGCAAGACAUCGACGGCCAUCUUCAGUUUGAAGCUUCUGUGGCGGCGGUGCUGGGAACAUACAAGCGCGGGGAAGAUUGUGUGCAGACGCUGGCGUGCUUGCCUUUGUAUUCUUGCGAGGUUCUUGAUCCUUCCUGGAGCGACUUACGUGGUCGACUCGACAGAUGCAUGCAAGAGUAUGUGCAAGGCAAGAUCGUCGCGGCCGACGCUGUUUAUCUGGCGACCCCGAUCUGGAGGGUUCGAUAUGCGAGCAAGAUACUGGGCCGUUGGCACGGCGUCGCCGGGCUCGGGAAAAGCCCAGCUCUGGACCCCAUGAAGGAGGCGCUGCUGGAGGUUUUGCGGGAAGAUCCCGACCUCGCACCCGGCGUGCCCGGUGACGGCUUCCAUGUGCAACCGGUGGGCACUCAUGCUGCCGCAGUGGAUAGACUGCGAAGCACAGGAGGUUACCAAUUUAUCGGAGCAGGGGAAGGAGGAACACACAUUAACUGGCAAAGAUAUUUGGACGCAGCCGCAGGUGGUCCAGUUCCAUGGGAAACAGCACUGGAGCGACAAGCACGGCGACGCAGUGCAACCACGGAAGAUCACGAUGGCAAUGUCGCAGAUGAGACAAACGUGUCCGUCGUGAUUCUCCAGCAAUGGUCGUUGCUGCCCACAUGGUGGGCAGCUUCAGAAGAGAAGUGCAGCAUCGGCCUGGCUGGGCGCUUUGUUUUUUCGUUUGCUGCUGCCGGCGAGCCCGGGCCCCCAGCAACAGCACGGUUCGGCCAGCAGGUUGCGUUGCCCCUCCUGAAGCGCGUCUUCCGAAUUGUUCUGCGAACCCUAGGGCCACACUCUCCGCUGCCCACCGAUAGGCCCUCUGCUGAAGGAUUGCAGGCCGUCUAUGAGUUUCGGCUGAAGUGUUCUGAUUUAACCAAAACGCAUGACAUGGACAAGACCUUUGCAUCUUGCGUCAACAAGUCUGGUUACUGGCUCACGACUAUUGCUUUUUGGACGAGCGUCCUAAGCCAGGUCUGGCCGUGCGCAGCAGCUGGCCGAGACGAUGCCGUGCUACAUGCGCACAUUCAACGUGACUCGUUGAAGCUGGCCAUGGAAUUCUUUACUUCCCGGUUUUUGCAAGGUGCAGCAGUGCUUUCUGCAGAUGUGCGUGGUCGCACCUGGGUCAGGAAGCAGCCACCCUGCAUCGCCAAAGCAAACCAGCGAUGGAACCUCGCAGCGUUGCUGCUUCUGAAGAGUUCCUGCGGUGUCAGCAUAACGGCAGCCGUGGCCCAGAGAGCAGGCCCGAUGUUCCGCGGCCUUGCGGCAAGCCCCGGAACAUCGACUCGCGCAGCAGCGGAGGCGGCUUAUGUUGAAGCCCUGGAGUAUUUGCGGGUGCGAGGAAUUGGGGUUUUGCAGCCAGCCCCUGACGGGAACCUCCCUGUGUUCCUGAAGAGGCACUAUCAGUGGCUGCUGCACUCGUCUAAAGACCAGCUGGCCCAAGCGCACGUGCCAGGAACCGUGCUUGGUUUGCAUGUCUCAGGCGCAAGCUGCGCUCGCUCAGGCGCCGACAGCGAUGGCGAAGCUUGUGAUGGCAAUGCAACUAGCGUAGAAAGCGAGAGUGGAAAUGCGAAGCCUGCAUCGAGGCAAGCAGAGCAGGCCGCCGGGGGAGAGCCUUCGGUUGUGGCUAGGCAGGCUCGAGGAAAUGCUUGUGCAGUACAGGUUUCUGCGAAGGUUGCCAAGCCUCAAGCAAAGGAGGAGAAGGAGGAGGCGUGGAAAGCGCCAGUGGCAGACAGUGCAUCCGAAACCAAACUGCCGUGGGAGGUUCUUUUCGACGGAGAGCCUUGCAAGGCAGUUGAGAAUUACACAUGUUUGCGAUCCGAAGUUGUGCAGGUGGUCGGAGCAAGGCGGGAUCCCGGCAUCUACACUUUCGUGGAUUUGGGUGUGGAGGGUCCGACGCGCCGGCUGAAGGCUGCAUGCAAGCCGGAAGCGUGCAAGGGCUGCACACGGCAGCUUCGGGCAUCCUUUCGGUUUGGGGAUGCUGGCCCACGUCUCCAUGUUCGUGCGCGAGGUAAGCAUGGGACGUUGCAGAAACCCUCCGGAGGCUCCCUCUGGACGGUAGCCGAGGAGCACAUGCUAGCAAACAAGAGUGAUGAAGGAGCCCACGUCACAGCGAAGAUGGUGCGAGCAGUGUUCAAGCAAGCCAACAUGCCGUUGCGGUGCACUGACGCGCAGCUGCAUGCCUGGGUUAGCAGGACCCGAAAAAAACUGUCUGCGCUUCCGCCGAAGCCCAAAAAGUUCUUGGCGGCAGAGAUGUACGCUGCGGCUAGUCCAUUCAUUGCUGACAUUGCCCAGUGGCGCACGCAACCUUUGCACAAACUCAUCGUGCUACCCAGUCCUGUGUUCCAGGAGGAUCGCGUCUGUGCAAUCUGA
Molecule: messenger RNA, 4674 nt
Organism: Symbiodinium necroappetens
Lineage: Eukaryota; Dinophyceae; Suessiales; Symbiodiniaceae
Source: the annotation of a GenBank genome assembly